AUGAGUGCCGGCUUUCGUCGACCCGACAGUCGUGGGCGAUUGCUGGUGCCCCCAGCCGUCCGUAACAAUGCAGCUGACAGGACCAGCCGUGGCCGUUCGUCCAACAAAAUCAGCGGUAAUAAGUUAUUAUUACCCAGGUCAUCUCUCUCGCCGAAUUCGCCAAAGUACCACAGAUUACGACAAAGAGAGGAACAACACCAUCAGCAGACAUAUGUGUUUAGACACGUGGACACUGCGGAGGAAGAGGACGAAGAUGAGGACAAUGACGACGACGAUGAGGAGGAGAUUGAAGUGUUUGAAAUGCCAGAAAUCCGAUCCAGGAGAAAUCAGGGAAGUUCUAAAAAAUCAGAUUUUUCAUUUCAUGCCUCUGGUGGCUUCUCGGAACAGGCGUACCUUCAACACCAGGUGACGGACGGCGACACAGUACAGAGCUUAUCUAUCAAAUACGCUUGUCCUAUAUCUGAACUGAAACGUGUAAACCAUUUAAUCAGAGACCAAGAUCUGUUUGGCUUAAAACAUAUAAAAGUACCAAUAAAAAAAUAUGGGAUCAUAUCUGAAAAUUGUGCACAGAGCAACAUUCUAGUGUCAGCAGAUGCAACACAGUUGCCAUCAUCACAAAAAGGUUGUUUGGAUCGACACAAUGAAUCUCACUUUAACAACUGUGAAACAUGGACAGACACAGACAGUGAGAUGCCUCUCAGUGCUAUCGAUGAGGUCAGCCAAAGUUGUAAUCUCUCUGACCCAGACACACAACGACGAGUUAUACACACACUAAGCAUCAAAGACAUGAUGCAAUCACAAACAAAAGAGGCUGAAGAGUUUCUUCGGAAUAUGGACCGUGAUUUGGAAAUUCUUCGAGAAUCUACUCGAACUAAUCGCCAUUCGCUGGACGAAGUGAUAUCUGUUCUUACCAAUAAAUCAAUUCAGCCCUUGAAUAAAGGUUCUGGCAGUCUGUGUAGUGGGGAUGGUGCCGAUUGUGGACUCCGUUAUAAGAAUAUUCUUGCUGCUGAACAAGUAGAAAAAAAAUCUAUCUAUCUAUCUAUCUAUCUAUCUAUCUAUCACCAGAAAUAA
Molecule: messenger RNA, 1071 nt
Organism: Acanthosepion pharaonis
Lineage: Eukaryota; Metazoa; Mollusca; Cephalopoda; Sepiida; Sepiidae
Source: the annotation of a GenBank genome assembly